This is a messenger RNA of Microtus oregoni (creeping vole), 3509 nucleotides long. It is a transcript of the gene Tial1, whose product is annotated as TIA1 cytotoxic granule associated RNA binding protein like 1. Gene Ontology annotation, molecular function: mRNA binding; DNA binding. The record is from RefSeq and is a predicted model, not a curated record. NCBI's taxonomy places the organism in Eukaryota, Metazoa, Chordata, Mammalia, Rodentia, Cricetidae. Gene Ontology annotation, cellular component: cytosol. The transcript has 13 exons. Bases 648 to 1709 code for a protein of 353 amino acids.
UUCCCGGGACCACAAUUCCCAGAGACUUGACUUCGCGGCUUUUCUCUCUGUGUCGUGUUUCUCUUGAAGCUGGCUAGGCCACUAGGCCCACAGCGACGACGUGCUGCGUCGUGUCCAGUGUCAGGGUGUACUCUUUUGCCAGGCUUUCUGUUCUUUCAACCACUUUUGCCGGACAGGCCGUCGCAACUGGCCUGAGCAGUGACCUGGCGGGCCGCGCCUGCGCCUUGAAGCGUUUCCUGCCUGUCUGGUGGCGGCGGCCAUUUUGUUCAUCCUCCUCCUCCUCCUGCUCCUCCUGGUUGGAGCGCAGUGUCCGGAGCGGGCUGGGGGGGAGCGGACCGAGAGUGGGGUUCAGUACCUUUUCCUCUGUCCCCAGCCGGAGCCCGGAGCCCCCCUCCCCUUCCUUCCCACCCCCUCCCCUCCCCGGCCCUGCCCUCCCCCUUGUCCCGGGAUCACUCCGUCGCACCCACCAUGAUGGAAGACGACGGACAGCCCCGGACUCUACACACACAAGCUAAGACAUAUGGUUCUAUCUUCAGAAAACAAUAUGGUGUUUAUAGCCUAGAUACGUAGGUAACCUCUCCAGAGAUGUGACAGAAGUCCUUAUACUCCAGUUAUUCAGUCAGAUCGGACCCUGUAAAAGCUGUAAAAUGAUAACAGAGCAACCCGAUAGCAGAAGGGUCAACUCUUCUGUUGGAUUUUCUGUUUUGCAGCAUACAAGCAAUGAUCCAUAUUGCUUUGUGGAAUUUUAUGAACACAGAGAUGCAGCUGCUGCAUUAGCUGCUAUGAAUGGCAGAAAAAUUUUGGGAAAGGAGGUCAAAGUAAACUGGGCAACAACACCAAGUAGCCAGAAAAAAGAUACUUCCAAUCACUUCCAUGUGUUUGUUGGGGAUUUGAGUCCAGAAAUUACAACAGAAGAUAUCAAAUCAGCAUUUGCCCCCUUUGGUAAAAUAUCGGAUGCCCGGGUAGUUAAAGACAUGGCAACUGGAAAGUCCAAAGGCUAUGGUUUUGUAUCUUUUUAUAACAAACUGGAUGCAGAAAAUGCAAUUGUGCACAUGGGGGGCCAGUGGUUGGGAGGUCGACAAAUCAGAACCAAUUGGGCCACACGUAAACCACCUGCCCCUAAAAGUACACAGGAAACUAACACUAAGCAGUUGAGAUUUGAAGAUGUAGUAAACCAGUCAAGUCCAAAAAAUUGUACUGUGUAUUGUGGAGGAAUUGCUUCUGGGCUAACAGAUCAGCUUAUGAGACAAACAUUUUCACCAUUUGGACAAAUUAUGGAAAUUCGAGUUUUUCCAGAGAAGGGCUAUUCGUUUGUCAGAUUUUCAACUCAUGAAAGUGCAGCCCAUGCCAUUGUCUCUGUUAACGGUACUACAAUUGAAGGACAUGUGGUUAAAUGCUAUUGGGGUAAAGAAUCUCCUGAUAUGACUAAAAACUUCCAACAGGUUGACUACAGUCAGUGGGGCCAGUGGAGCCAAGUGUAUGGAAACCCACAGCAGUAUGGGCAGUAUAUGGCAAAUGGGUGGCAAGUACCUCCCUACGGAGUCUAUGGGCAACCAUGGAACCAACAAGGAUUCGGAGUAGAUCAAUCACCUUCUGCUGCUUGGAUGGGUGGAUUUGGUGCUCAGCCUCCUCAAGGACAAGCUCCUCCUCCUGUAAUACCUCCUCCAAACCAAGCUGGUUAUGGAAUGGCCAGUUUUCCAACACAGUGAGCUGGGACUCUAAACACAGUUGUAACUCACCAUAGGCUGCAAUUUCGUAUGACACUUUGAAGACAUGAAAGUAAACAUCGGAAGUGAGAAUAUUUAUUUUAACAAUUGAAAUGUUGGAACCCUUAGCACAGCUUUGCCCGGGGAAGGACACGUGUCUUCUAGUUCUGCCUUUUUAAGUUUUUGUUCAUGAUGGAGAUGAACAUGAUUUUUCUUUGUGUACAAAAACUAAAAUAAAGUCAAUAAAGACAAUUCUGACUAUAAAUUUUGAUAUAAUAGGAGAAAUGGGUAAUACGUUUUGAUUCUUAGACACUAUUCCGUUUUUAUCUUGCUGUUCAGUAUUUUAACUCACUGUGUUUUUAAAAGAGCAAAAAAGGGAGUAUCGUGAAAACUGAGAAUCACAUCAGUACGUCCUGAAUUCUGAUACUCCCCUCCCAUCCCUGAGGUGGACCACAUUGAAGUCAGCAGGAAAAGUGUGAUUUCAGAAGAAAUACGUGAUGUGUGGGAAUCGCUGUGGAAGAAAUAUUGUUUCUCUCUCUAUUAAAGAAACUGAAGCCAGACUGAAAGCUUGCAACCUAAAUAAGGAACAGCAUCGUAGAAGUCCCUUGAGUGAAUGCUGGUGGUCCACAUUAAUACAUAUUUUUAAAACUUUCAAAGUGUUGGUUAUCAAAAUGUAGUAUAUUGCAUUUCAUUCUGGGGGGAAAUUCCAAGUAUGGUGUUUAUAUUAAAGUCAGACAGUCAUACUUGUGCUUUUACAUGGAGUUUAAAUGAUAAACAUUGUAAAUAUUGAAUAACUACAGUGUUCCAAAAGCAUGCUUCAACAUAGAAGUAGCAGCAGUGUACUUAUCCGAGGUGACAAGUGACAUCUAUUCUCACUGCAGCGAGGGAACAGGGAGCGCAGUGCUCGGUAACAAUGUUUCAGAUGCCGUUUCCAGGUUGGCCAUGUAAAUGAAGAUGACACAGAUGACCACACAGAAGAAGCCUUAAUUUAAUUUCAUACAGAUCCUGAAGCAUUAGCAUAUUCUAAAUUGUAAGUGGAAGUAAGUUAGUUUUGGACUUUUUUUUCUUUUUCUUUUUUUUUUUCUUUAUUUGGUACAAAAUACCUUGAUUAAAACCAGUGAAAUGAUUUCAAAUUUCCUGUAAGUUGUAUAGCACAAAUGUUUUUUUAAAAAUCUUGGGAUGUUUUUAAAAAUUAGAUAUAUUUUGCCCAAGAAUUUUUUUAACAAGAUUGCUAAAAUAUCUUAUUUAGACAGCUUGAUAUACCAAUUUAUAAUUGGAUAUUCAAUUUAAGUCAAACACAAAGUUGUGACUUUUAUUCCUAAUUUGUUCUUUUUCCUUGUGGGGAGCGUGUGGGUGACAGGCCUGAAGAGGCCUGAGUUGUAUGUGUGCACAGUUUGUAAAUGAGCCUAUGGGGAAGAUGCAGGAGUUCCUGGUGAGCUUCCAUGGCAUUUGUCAGUCUUUGUGGAUACAGUCUGCCUCAUAGUUCUAUAAACAAUCUAUGUUCAGUUGUGACAGCUAGGGGGUGCAAAUGUUCUGGCAGUGUAUUAAACCUGUUGGCCUGUGUAUGCACAAGAGCAAACAACCCCUAACGGUUCAGUGGUAAGGUCGGUAAGAUGCAGCUGGUGGCCGCACUUAGCCAUUGAAGUCUAAUGAUUAAGAUAAUGUGUUUUAUAUGUUGGUGACCACAAAACUUCUGGUAUUUUUCCUCCUUCACAGCCAAAUAUAUUUAGUAUAGAAAUUUACAGGGUCUGAAAUUCAUUUUUGAGCCAAAAUCUUAUGUACCUUAGUUUUUUUUUUUUUUUU